UGGCACAACGUGACAAUAGCAUCCAAAAAACUGAGUGCACAAAAAAUCAAGUGUAAACGACACAAAUCUUCUCUUAUGUGGUCUCUGAUAUCCAUCGAAAAGCCAAUGCUGAAAAAUUGAGUCAACCAUGGCGAUGGAGGCAUGGUUCAUGGAUGAGAGCGAUGCAGACCCGAGGCUUCCUCACCAUCUGAACCCCAAAGAGUUUGUUCCUCUGGACUAUUUGGCAGAGCUGGGUGUGCUCUACUGGCACUUGAACCCCAAGGACUAUGAGAACGAUGAACAACUGCGCCAGAUAAGAGAAACCAGGCGAUAUAAUUACAUGGAUUUGCUUGAUAUAUGCCCGGAGAAAUUGGAGAACUAUGAGGACAAGCUGAAGAACUUCUACACUGAGCACAUUCAUGGUGAUGAAGAGAUACGUUACUGUUUAGAAGGAUGCGGGUACUUUGAUGUCCGAGACAAGGAUGACCGUUGGAUUAGAAUCUGGAUUAAGGCCGGUGAUCUUAUCAUUUUACCUGCCGGAAUUUACCACAGGUUCACCCUGGAUACCAGCAACUAUAUCAAGUUGAUGAGGUUGUUUGUGGGAGAGCCUGUGUGGACUGCUUACAAUCGACCGCAGGAAGAACAUCCGGCUAGGAAGGAGUACAUUGAGAGCUUCACUAAGAAAGUUGGAGUGGCAUUGGAAGCUCAUUAAAGGGCUUCUUCCACUGUUCUUACAAGUCUUUGUGUUAUGGGAAAGAUCGUCUAGAUUGAAGCUUUAUAUAUGCAGUUUGAAAGUUCCCUUGGACCUUUCAACAAAAUGUAUGUAAUAAUGAAAAUCUCAUUACUCUUCUCAAUAUGUAAGUUGGACUUUGGGUUUUUGUCUCUUA
This is a messenger RNA of Rosa chinensis, 866 nucleotides long. Its product is annotated as 1,2-dihydroxy-3-keto-5-methylthiopentene dioxygenase 1. NCBI's taxonomy places the organism in Eukaryota, Viridiplantae, Streptophyta, Magnoliopsida, Rosales, Rosaceae. Gene Ontology annotation, molecular function: acireductone dioxygenase [iron(II)-requiring] activity. The transcript has 5 exons. The record is from RefSeq and is a predicted model, not a curated record. The coding region runs from base 128 to 691 and encodes 187 amino acids.